AUGAUUAGUUUUGUAAAUAGAAAUGUAAAUUAUAUUAAUAAGCCACAUGGUUUAAAGCUAUAUUUAUAUCAACAAUUUUCUACAAACAAUAAUAGCUCCAAUUCAUCAUUAAGAUCAAAAUCAUUUCUAAAUCCAAAUAAUGCCAAUAAUAAAACUAUUUUAAAGGAAAUCAUAGAUAAUAACCCAUUUACACAAUAUAGUAAUAAUAAUCUAGUUUUUAAGAGAAUUUAUUCAACCCACUCCCCAAUAGCAUCCUCACCUACUAAUUCUACAAACACCCAACAACAAAAUAAUAAUGUGGAUCAUGGAUCAACUACAAUUUUAAACUCUACCACAACCAAUACAACAAAUAUAAAUGAAAAUCAUAAUGAAUCACCACAUCACCCACCACCAGAGACCCAGACUCCACAAAAACCAGAACCAAAAGGAUUAAUGAAAUAUAUAAGGGGUCCAUAUAUGACUUUAAUUAAAUUCCCAAUUACAGUUUAUGUUACUUUAACAGCAGUUGCAGGUUAUGUGGCCGCAUGUCCAGUAGGUUCAUUCGAUUGGAUACAUUUAGCACAGGUUACAGUUGGCACAUUUUUUGCAUCGUGCUCAGCAAAUAUUCAUAAUCAAGAGAUGGAGGUUCAACAUGAUAGAAAAAUGCCACGUACCAAAGAUAGACCAUUAGUUGUAGGCUCUAUUAAUAGAGGUAAAGCAUGGCUUGGAUCAAUGGCCCUUUUAACAUUAGGUUUUGGAACAAUGGCCAUCACUCCAUCACUCUUUAUUCCUGGUACUUUAGCAGCAUGCAAUAUUCUUUUAUAUUGUUGGUAUACCGACUUAAAAAGAGUUACACCAUUAAAUACAUGGGUUGGUGCUGUUGUCGGUGCUAUACCACCAUUAAUUGGUUCAGUAGCUGCAACUGGUCAAUUCGAAGCCAUUGGUAUGUUAUUGGCUUCUUUCCUUUAUAUUUGGCAAAUUCCACACUUUUUAGCACUCUCACAAGUACUCAGAGAGCAAUAUCGUAUGGCAGGUUAUCAAAUGUUAUCAGUAACUCAUCCAAAACAAUUUGUUGAUCGUGUUUCAUUAGCUCAUGCUUUCUUUGGUAUUCCACUUCCAUUUAUUUUCGAUUAUGUAUUCAAUUUCAAUGUUCAUCCAAUUACUUUAGCUGUUAUGUCUUUAGGUAGUGCCUCAUUAGCUUUACCAUUCUUUGUAAAAACCUCACCAAAACGUCUUUAUAUUAUUUCUUUAAUCUCUUUACCAUUAACUUUAAUUUUAUCUUGUGUUUUAUCUCAACCAUAUAUUUAUGUAAAUGACGACGAAGAUGAUGAAGAAAAAAACAAAAUCAAAGAAAUUUCAAAUUAA
Molecule: messenger RNA, 1344 nt
Organism: Dictyostelium purpureum
Lineage: Eukaryota; Evosea; Eumycetozoa; Dictyosteliales; Dictyosteliaceae
Exons: 1
Coding region: 1-1344 (447 amino acids)
Biological process (GO): heme biosynthetic process
Cellular component (GO): membrane; mitochondrion
Molecular function (GO): protoheme IX farnesyltransferase activity
Source: RefSeq, a predicted model, not a curated record